AUGGGAGUGAGCCGCCCUGCGCACGUGGACGCCGCACUGCACUCCGAUCUCCAGCAUUUCCACGUGUUAUUUCCCAAGUUGCUUGCAGCCCCAUACGUAGCGAUCCAAGGGCACCAGCAUCGCACUCCCAUGCGCCAUGUGUUAUUCGUCUCCACACGCCAACUUUCCCCCGUUCCCUUCCUCCUUCCCCCCCUGUCCUGCACCCGUCCCCGUGCCAUGCGCCACGAGAGCAGCAAUGUGCGCAACAGGAACCUCACAGGGUCCCUCCCAGCGUCCAUCGGCAACCUUGCUGACCUCACCAUGCUCGAUAUAAGCCGCAACAACAUCAGUGGGCCCAUCCCCGACUCCAUCAGUCAGCUCAAGGCUCUUGCUUACUUGAACAUGGCGUACAACCAGCUGAGCGGACCCAUCCCCACUGGCGUAAGCGAGCUACUCAAGCUCUCUGUCCUGCGGGUGCGGCACAACCAGCUCAACGGCACCAUCCCUGACUGCAUCUCCCACUGCUCGCUGCUGCAAUCGCUGCACGUGAGCAUCAACCACCUCACCGGCUCGCUUCCUGAAACCCUGGGCCAGCUCUCCAAGCUAAAAAAACUGUGGGCGCACAACAACAGUCUCACAGGCGGCAUUCCCCAGUCCCUCAGCCACCUCUCCUUCCUGCAGGACCUGAAUCUGGGCAACAACAACCUCACGGGCACCAUCCCCGCACCAGUCUUCACGCUCACCAUGCUCACAUCGCUGUCGCUGGACAACAACAACCUCACGGGCUCGCUGCCAGACGCCCUCACGCAGUUGCAAGAGAUCAAGAAACUGUCGCUGGCGGGCAACAGCAUCUCGGGCCCUCUCCUGCCUGGCCUCGCAUCACUCAAGCGCCUGGAAACGCUUAACUUAAACCAAACACAGUUCACAGGCUACCUCCCUCCCGACCUGGGCAGCCUCGAGUUCCUCAAAAAUCUGGAAACGGCCAACACUACUCUGUCGUGCCCGCCCACCUCCGCCUCCUGCGUGUCGCCGCUCUCCAACGCCUCUCGCUUCUGCCACCUCUGCCCUCAGUACUGCUCUGCCUGCCUUGCUCGAGCAGCGAGGGGCUUUGAGUACAUGCACAGCUUCAACAUCGUGCAUCGCGACAUCAAGCCCGCCAACAUCCUCAUCACCACCGACAUGCAGGCGAAGAUAGCGGACUUUGGGCUGGUGAGGCAGGAGGAGGGGGCGGGGAGUCUAUCGGCAACGAGGGCUCGUUAUCUCUCCCUGCCAUUCAUUCCCUCCGUCCUCCUUUCCCUCCUUCCACCUCCCGUUUUAUUCAUUCACUGGGCGAGCAGCUUUGGAGUGCUCAUUCUGGUGAUGCUCACGGGCCGGGAUGUGGUGGAGUCAGCACAGAAGAAGUUCACCUACCUGCGGGACCUUGCCAAGCAAGCCGUGGCAUCCAGCGACAGCACGGGCAUCCGCGACCCGGCGCUCCCCGACGCGCCCGACGAGGCGCUGCUCCUCAUUGCGGACAUCGCGGUGCGGUGCACGGACCAGCGCACGGCCCUGCGCCCCUCCAUGAGCGACGUCGUCAACGCGCUGCAGGCGGUGCGGCGGCAGCAGCUGGGCGGCGACGAGGAGGAGCAGAAGAAGGCGGACUCUGCCGUGCUAGUGGACGCGGAGAUAGAGGCCAUGCGCGUGGAGCUGAGGGGGCACGAGGACACACUGGACGAGGAGCUCAGCGCCGUCAUGCGCUCCAUGGCCACGCCACGAGGGGCCGCUGCCGCCGCUGAUGCUGCUACCCAUGGGUUCCCGCCAGUGUCGGCCUCUCACGCGCCUGCCGUCGCUGCUGCUGCUGCUGCUGCUGCUUCCGCGGGCGGCAAGGCUGCAAGAGAGCAAGAGGAAGUCCAAGAGGUGUCGCUGCAAUUCUACCUACAAGGGCCCGCACCCACCUCACACACCCCACCGCCCGCCCCACCAUCUGCGGAACAGCCUGCACCGUUUGCCUUCUCUCUUGCACCAGGCCCGUCCUUGACCCCGCCUGGGAGCAGCGGCGAUGGUACAACGCUGGGUGGUGGUGGUGAAGCAGGGAGGGGCCAUGACACUGUCUUGUCUGUGGACGACUCACAGCAUGCCGGGGCUUGGGAGUACCACCCCCAGCACGUGGGUGUGCAUGUGGGCCAGAUGAUUCUGAUGCUGAAUCGUUCUCGUUCGGGACCAUGGCUCCCCACACUUCCCCUCCCGCCCUCACCCCUCCUCCCGCCCUCACCCCUCCUCCCGCCCUCACCCCUCCUCCCGCCCUCACCCCUCCUCCCGCCCUCACCCCUCCUCCCGCCCUCACCCCUCCUCCCGCCCUCACCCCUCCUCCUGCCCUCACCCCUCCUCCCGCCCUCACCCCUCCUCCCGCCCUCACCCCUCCUCCUGCCCUCACCCCUCCUCCUGCCCUCACCCCCUCCUCCCGCCCUCACCCCUCCUCCCGCCCUCACCCCUCCUCCUGCCCUCACCCCUCCUCCUGCCCUCACCCCUCCUCCUGCCCUCACCCCUCCUCCUGCCCUCACCCCUCCUCCUGCCCUCACCCCUCCUCCUGCCCUCACCCCUCCUCCUGCCCUCACCCCUCCUCCUGCCCUCACCCCUCCUCCUGCCCUCACCCCUCCUCCUGCCCUCACCCCUCCUCCUGCCCUCACCCCUCCUCCUGCCCUCACCCCUCCUCCUGCCCUCACUCCUCCUCCUGCCCUCACCCCACCUCCCACCCUCACCCCACCUCCUGCCCUCACCCCUCUGUCUGCCCUCACCCCUCCGCCUGCCCUCAAACCCCCACCAGGCAGGUCCCCGCCCUCACCAGCGCCCCUCGCACAGCUCGCACCUGCUUUCCCAUCACAGCAAUCACUGGGCCUCACAUCGCUAAAGUCUGAGGACUCCACUCAAGGCGAUGACCCACUGGCAGAAACACCAAGCUCUGACACGCCCGACCCCGAUUCAUCCCACAGCUCAGACCCCUCUGGCGCAUCAGUGGAUUCUUCAAUCAGCCGGCAAGACUCAACUGGUGCGGGGGAUUCUUCUGGCUCUGCUCGCAAGAGUGCACGCAAGGGUGGGCAUAAGGGUCGUAGAGGGAGGUGA
Messenger RNA from Closterium sp. Yama58-4, 3078 nucleotides. The record is from the annotation of a GenBank genome assembly. NCBI's taxonomy places the organism in Eukaryota, Viridiplantae, Streptophyta, Zygnematophyceae, Desmidiales, Closteriaceae.